Messenger RNA from Cyphellophora europaea CBS 101466, 1512 nucleotides. RefSeq lists its product as uncharacterized. NCBI's taxonomy places the organism in Eukaryota, Fungi, Ascomycota, Eurotiomycetes, Chaetothyriales, Cyphellophoraceae. The record is from RefSeq and is a predicted model, not a curated record. The transcript has 2 exons. The coding region runs from base 1 to 1512 and encodes 503 amino acids. Gene Ontology annotation, molecular function: FAD binding; monooxygenase activity.
AUGUCUUCACACGGCUACCACGUCCUCAUCCUCGGCGGUGGCGUCGCCGGACUGACAACUGCCAUGGCUCUCAUCAAAUGUGCCCCACCUCACCUUCUACCCAAGGUCGAUAUAUUCGAGAUCCGGGACGAGCCAGGAACCGUUGGCGGAGCCAUCAAUCUGACACCAAACGCCCUGCGCCUGUUGGACUACCUAGGCGUUUACCAGAUCAUCAAAGACAGACAAUAUGGCAUCACUGUUGAUGCUGUCGAAGUGUUCUCUGUAUAUUCCCAUCAGAAACUUGCCGAGUCCUCGUUCCGUGGGCCAAACAAUCAAGGCAUUGGCAGCCCACCCUACAAAGCCAUCCGUAUAACCCGUGCCUCCCUCAUGCAUGCCUUGAUCGCCGCUCUGUCCGACCACCCCAACAUAACCCUGCACCUCGGCCAUCGUGCCGCCUCCAUAACCGAAACCUCCACCUCGGUCACCGUCAGCUUCAACGCCCACCCUCCCCACACAGGCGACAUCCUCCUCGGCUGCGACGGUGUCCACUCCUUCACACGCAACCACCACGUCGACCCCACCCGCCGGCAGCUCUACACCGGCGUCGCCAACGCAUUCGGCUUCGCCCCACUUUCCGCCAGCGACCGCGCCGCCGCACACUUCGAGACCUCGGCACUCAACUUCUCGCGCCACGGCCUCCUGCUCACCAGCUACCACGAACCAACACGCACCUCGGGCUACGUCGGCGCCAUCCUCGCCACCCCCGACGUCGGCAGCCGCGAAGGGUGGCGCGCCCGAAGCAUCGACCGCGAUGCCGUGCGUCGCGACGUCAUGGGCCGCUUCGGCAGCGAAGCGGGCUGUGUCCUGCCCAGCGUGCGCACCUUCAUCGAGAAAGCCGCCGACUGGUUCCUGUGGCCCGUCUACAUGGUGCCGGAGGGCGGGACGGGGAAGUGGGCCACGGGCCGCACCAUGCUGCUGGGCGACGCCGCGCACGCCAUGCCGCCGCAGGGCGAGAGCACGGGCAUCGUGCUCGAGGAUACGGUGCUGCUCGCGCGCUGUCUGCUGGCGAACCAGCUCCUCCACGACAGCGGCAGCAGCGACAGCGGCAGCAGCGACAGCGGCGGGAGCACCGGAAAAGACGACAGCGUCACCGUCAUCAAAGAGGCGUUCGACGCCUACGAGAAUCUACGGAGAGGCCGCAUCACAGCCGCGUGCAAGGAGAGCAUGGCGGUCGUGCACAGCGUCGCCGCGACGGGGAAGUGGGGCUUCUGGCUCAAGACGUCCAUUGCCAUCCCCAUCUUUCUACGGCUGGGCCAGGCAAAGCGCAUCAGGCACUUCGAGGAGGAUGUCACGACGUGUGCGCUGGGGUUCGGGGAGCAGAUGGAGCAGAAUAGGCUGGUGGUGGUGCCGACGGCGGGCGUGAAGGGUGUCGUGUCAAGCGUGCUGGCGAGGAUGGGCGAUGCGUGGCGGCGGGGAGGGUUGUGGCGCCUGCUUUGGAUGCUCGUAUCAGGCCGGCAUCAUUGGUUGAGAUGA